AUGGCUACAGCGACUAAGGAUACAAAGGCCAAGCCUAGCGUCCUGCGCUCCAUCCUUGCGGGCUCCACGGCUGGAGCCGUGGAGAUCGCAAUCACAUAUCCAGCUGAGUUUGCAAAGACCCGCACCCAGCUCAACCGCCGCCUCCCCGAUGGCCAGAAAUUGCCCUGGCCGAAAUUCGGCUCGCAGUGGUACGCCGGGUGCACCACUCUCAUUAUCGGCAAUUCUCUGAAGGCUGGAAUCCGUUUCGUUGCAUUCGACGCCAUCAAGGCGACCCUUCAGGAUGAAAAUGGCAAGAUUUCGGGACCACGAACGGUUGUGGCUGGUUUUGGUGCAGGCUUCACCGAGUCCCUUCUGGCGGUCACUCCAUUUGAGAGUAUCAAGACACAGUUGAUUGACGAUCGAAAGGCGGCAAAGCCCCGCAUGCGUGGCUUUCUCCACGGAAGCCGGAUCAUUUGGCAAGAAAGAGGUAUUCGGGGCUUCUUCCAAGGCUUUGUGCCUACUACAGCACGGCAAGCUGCCAACUCGGCGACACGAUUCACGGCCUAUACCACUUUGAAGCAAUUUGCAGAGGGCUACGUGGCUCCGGGGGAGAAGUUAGGAACCCUGAGUACCUUUGCAAUUGGAGGCAUUGCCGGUAUUAUCACUGUUUACGUAACUCAACCUCUGGAUACCGUCAAGACAAGAAUGCAGUCAAUCGAGGCUAGUAAGAAUUACAAGAAUAGCUUCGCUUGUGCUGCCAGCAUCUUCAAAAAUGAAGGCUUCUUCACCCUCUGGUCUGGCGCUGUCCCUCGACUGGCGCGAUUGAUUCUGAGCGGUGGUAUUGUGUUUACCAUGUAUGAAAAGUCCAUAGAGAUGAUGGAUCUCGUUGACCCUGAUCGAAAGUAUAUCUGA
Messenger RNA from Penicillium odoratum, 891 nucleotides. Its product is annotated as putative mitochondrial tricarboxylate transporter (Ctp). Bases 1 to 891 code for a protein of 296 amino acids. The record is from RefSeq and is a predicted model, not a curated record. Gene Ontology annotation, biological process: mitochondrial citrate transmembrane transport. The transcript is spliced from 8 exons. NCBI's taxonomy places the organism in Eukaryota, Fungi, Ascomycota, Eurotiomycetes, Eurotiales, Aspergillaceae.